This is a messenger RNA of Cyclocybe aegerita, 3900 nucleotides long. The record is from the annotation of a GenBank genome assembly. NCBI's taxonomy places the organism in Eukaryota, Fungi, Basidiomycota, Agaricomycetes, Agaricales, Hemipholiotaceae.
AUGGCGAGGACGGCCUCGCUUCGCAGCAACAAUAACAGACGUGCACGGGUGGAUGACGAUGAGGACGAGGAAAGGGAUCGGAGACACCCCUCGCAACGUAUUCAAAGUCCCAGCGGUACCCCAACAACCCGUUCUGUCACCUCCACACCUUUACCCCAGAAUCAACCUGGUCCUUCCUCUAUCCCUGCACCGCAGCUGGUUGGCCCAAAUCCGUUCCACACAAUUGUUCCUGGCCUAUCUGAUACCGAUGCCGCGCAGGCUGCAUCAGGACCCCAUAAUCCCUUCAAUUUCCUGCGGGACUUCGUUGUCAACAGUAGCACCAAUCCAACAUCCAUCCCCACAGCAGCUCCCACGGAAGGCGCCGCAGCCCACAACCCCGCGCAAGGACCAUCCACUCGGACCUUUACGCAUCGAACUGACGACGGGUUCAUGACCGUGGAAGUCAGCACUGGGCCAAUCAUGUUCGGAUUGCCUAUGGCUAACCCACCAGCCCCCGUCUCACAACCGCCACCUACCGCGCAAGGAGAUGCCCCGCCCGCCGCACAACAACAACAACCGCAACAGCCACUACCUAACCCACCCCACGGUCCUCCAGGAAGCCUAACAGACCUCCUAGCUCGACUGGGCGUCCCCUUAGGGCCUGGCGGUGCAAUGAACCUGGACCUCGGUGGCUUGGGUCUGCCGUUAGGCCUCUUCGGUGAUCUACAAGAGAAAGAUGACCCAGAGCGGGCGAGGAAGCUUGUUGAUGGCUUGGAGGAGGUGCCUGUGGGGCUUGUAAGGCGGCUGGAGAGAGUAGGAGGAUCAAGUGGUGGGGCGGGCGAAGAUGAUGGGCGCGGUGGGGAUGGAAUGUGUGCGAUUUGCUGGGAUCGGUUGUUGGAUGCGGAGGGCGAGGGCUUUGGGAAGGAAGUAAAGAAAGAGGAUCUCGCCCAGAUGCCAGCUGAGGGCGAGGCGUCUUCAUCGUCGGCAUCGACGUCAGAGGCGAAGGAGGAGGAUCCUGCUGAGAAGAAGUAUCCGAAGAUUGUUUCCCUUCCAUGUGCCCACGUCUUCCAUGCCGACUGUCUCCUUCCGUGGUUCUCAAGGCCAAGACACACGACGUGCCCGACGUGCAGAUUCAACAUCGACCCACACAACCUUACCUAUGUCUCAGCCGCAAGGAGGCGGCAGAUGGAGCGGGAUCAAGCCCAUGGUACCGCUGGACAUACCCCUGCUGGCGACGCAGACGCGAAUAAUAAUAACAACAUCGAUAAUGCGCCCAAUCCAAACCCCACAACGCCAGCGACGACAACCGAAGGUGACGCCCCAAUCCCUCCGGUAAAUCCUCUCAAUGUCAACGUCGGCAUUGGAAACCGAGGUUUCCACGUACGGCGCACGAAUCACGGAGUUAUUAUUUCUUCGAACGAUGAAGGCCUCGAUGAGUUGGUGGAGCAGGUUAACAAUCAAGGUCCUCUCGGCCCUUUACCCCCUCAGGCUCCUGCCGCGGGGGCCGCCCAGAAUCCCAUCCCAGCACCGGCUCAACCCCAGCAGCAACCACAAACAGAACAGGAUGGCGCUGCAACACCACCGCCGCCCCCGCCACCCCCAGGCCCGCAAGGACACCCCUGGCAAACGUUCGUAGACUCGGUCGUUCAGCGAGUCAACCAAAGUCUUGCUGCUGCUGGCCUUGCUCAUGCUCAGUUGCCCCAACAACCUCACCAACAGCCGCAAUAUACUUUCCCAGUCCCGAACCCCAUCAUGCCGGGAUGGGCCCCCGUCCCUGGUCCAACAUGGCCGGGUGCGAACGUCGGUGUUAAUGCGAACGCGAAUGCGGGAGUUCAGGCUCAACCAGGCCCCGCAAACGCCAAUGCGAACACCAAUGCAGCAUCGGCACCAACACCACCUCAGGCCCAACCUCAACCUCAAGCACCUCAAGCACCGGCAGAACAGGCGAGGACACAAGGAAUGGCACCAGGUGUCCCAGAUGGUCGUCUGCCAACGCUACCAUCCUUACCUGUUCCGAUGAACGUAGGCAUACGGACGACGCCGAUAGUACAAACCAUCAACCUUGGAGGCUUUCCCGUUGUUAUCAACGGUAACGCCGUACCAGGUGGGAGUGUCAAUCCACCUGCUGGCCCAGCCCACCCCCCUCCAGCGCCUCCUCAAACUCACCCUCAGAUCAAUGUCAGUGUUGGUCCUGCAGCCAAUGCCAACGUCAACGUCAACCCCCCGCCUCCUGCUAGUAUCCCAUUGCACGAGGGCGGCACGGAAGUCCUGCGCUUGACAUUCGAUAUGGUGUUUAAUCCCGCCCUCGGUGCUGUCCCGAGGCCUGCCAAUCUAACCCAGGCCCCGGCACAACAGCAGCAAGCCCAACCUCAACCUCAAGCCCCGACUCCAGUACAAGUCCCAGGAGCUCCAGGAGCUCCGCAGCCUAAUCCUCGGGCUCAACAAACCCAACCCCAACAACCGUUCAUCAUGCCCAACGCCGCCAACGCCCUUAACUUCAUGAUGCAGGGCUUCGAGGGCGACUUUGAUCAAGACCAGAUGAUUGACGAUGUACUGAGGGAAGCGUUUGACCCCUCUGUUGUAGAUGGGAUCAAUCGUCGAGCACGAGAGCAGGCGCAACAUAUAAUGGAUUCUGUCCGCGCGGGCCGCGAUGGGCGUCCGUUGCCGCCACCUUUGCCUGAGAUAUCGAUUGAGGAAUGGCUGGGUGGGCCAUUGCCUCGAGCUGAGGGCGAGCAAGCACAGGCUCAGAUGCCAGCUCAAACACAACCAACUCAAGCGCAACCAGCUCAAGCACCGACGCAACAGCGACAGCAACAACCGCAUAACGGGCAGCCUCGUAUGGUCCAUGUUGCUACUGACCCACUUUUCCAGAUCAUUGGCGGAGUGGGAGAUCCAGCUGGUGGAGGCAUACGAAUUGCGUCAGGGUCGGGACGCACGGUUGGCGAGGCGUUCCAGCAGAUCUUCGCGGGAAUGGGUGCAGGUGCUCAGCAAGGAGCACAAGCGCAAACUCAAGCACCUCCACCUCCAUCAUCAACACCAUCUACAGCAGCUCCUCACGACACGCCUCCGACAGGUGCUCAAACCCAACCGCAGCAACCGCAGCCUCAAACAGGCCUGCAGGAUAUCCUUCGUAUGUUCGCGCCUCCUCAGCAAGGUCCCACGCCUGCACCCGGAGCAACGCCAGCCACGACCCUUGAAGGCGUUGCCGCCCAAACUCAGCGUCUACUUCAGCAACUCGCUCAAGAGCAGCAACAGUUGGAAGCAUUUGUUCGUGCUCUAUUCGCCUCUCCGACCCCUGGCCAGCAAACCCCCGCACCGACGACGGCAGGAGUAACACCUGCUGCAGGUGGCCCUUCGACGGAACAGCAGCAAGACUUCGAGGAUUUCUUCCGUCAGGCAGCUCCUACGCCGGCUGAACGCGCUCAGCAGCCUGGCCAGCCUGGUGGAACCCCCUUCAGGUUCUUCGACUUGUUUUCCGGCAUGCGCCCCCAUCCAGUCCCAGAGCGACCGAAGGGUCCUUGGGUCCUCCCACCACCACCUGGUCUGACCCUCCGCCAACGUGUCGAACGCCGCGAGCGAGAGGCAGGUCUUCGGUGCCACGACGUCAGUUGUGGGCUUGGUCCCUCCGACGAGGACCCGUUUGGAGCCGAGCUUGGCGAGGCUACUGUCCUCCAAGGGGUGAAACAACUCUCGGUUCGGGUGAAGGGUGAAUCUGGGCAAGGAGAGAACGGAGAACGUGUGUGCGAGCAUACAUUCCAUAGCGGAUGCUUGGUUAGUGCGGAGCGGGUUGCGUUGAAAGGGGCAGAUGCGAUCGUAGAUGGCGAUGAGAAUAUCGAGGUGUCAUGUCCUGUCUGUCGCCAUGCUGGGUGUAUGACAAAGGAGGAGUGGGAGGAGGGUGUGCAUGCACUCACGCUCGCAUAG